Messenger RNA from Colossoma macropomum (tambaqui), 2872 nucleotides. RefSeq names its product HEAT repeat containing 4 (gene heatr4). Lineage: Eukaryota; Metazoa; Chordata; Actinopteri; Characiformes; Serrasalmidae. Gene Ontology annotation, molecular function: oxidoreductase activity. The record is from RefSeq and is a predicted model, not a curated record. Bases 1 to 2838 code for a protein of 945 amino acids. The transcript is spliced from 16 exons.
AUGCGGCUGUUUGAAAAUUCAUUCUUAGUGAGGCUCGACUUAAGCUCCAUGGAUUUACAGCAGCAGUCAAAAGGCAGCAUGGAAUAUUACCACUCUCUGAGAGGGAAGCAGCUUUACAGACAGCUCCUCAGAAAUGCCUCUGAGGGCCUGUCCUUUUCUCAAGAUGUCAUGUGGGAAAUGGGGGCGGAUGGCAUUUCAUACAGUAAAGCUGACUUCAGCUGGCUUUUCCGUGCUACCGGACCUUUGGCACCAGGCGCCAAACCCAAGAGCAGAAAGAAAGCAGCAACGAAGGUAUCACCGUGCCACAUAGGUCACAAAGCACAGGAGAAGGAGAAAGACUUGAUGGGGGUUCCACUACCAGUCUUGCCACCAUUACAGACCACACAUUACAACUCACUCACUAAUAAGGAGUCAUUUACAAUUCCCAGCCAACAAGGUGGGAUGUUGGUCUCCUUUAAAGGGACAGAAUUGAGACGGGCCUCAAAUGUGUACAGCUGCCUCAAACAAGAGACUGCAGGGGUCCAGGAGGAGCAUAGCAGGAACAACAAGUGGAAUGAGUUUGUGCUAAAGAAGCUGACAAAGACCACUGCCCAGUGGAUUAUCAGCCAGCAGAUCCCCAAACAGAGUCAAUACAAAGCAGGCCUGCAGUCACUGCUGAAGGAUCAGUAUGGGUCAGCUAGUGCCACAGACCUGGUGACCGACGAGCCCAUGCGUGAGAAAGACUUCUGUGGGUUCAAUGAUGCACCUAGACCCAGCUCAGAACCCAAAUGUCUGCAGAGCAGCAAGGCCAAGAUACCUUUACCAGUUUAUUACAGGAUACAGGGUUAUGUUGUCUCACCAGUUUGCACAGACGAGCAAGGUGGGUUUAACCAGACGGCGAACACUGUGACCGUUAAACAUGUGGAGACCCCAAAACCUCCUCGACUGCAGGACAGCCUGAACCCACGUGCUGGAAAAUAUGUUUAUUACACUGAGAAUGACUUUGAACAGGAACUCUACUCAGGAAUAGCCAAACAAGUACAUCAACGAGACAGAGGAAAUGAAGACCGCAUCAUUUUGGACAAUAACUCAGAGUACCAAAAGAACCUCCAGGAGUUGUUUCCAUGUGGCCCAGAGAAGUGGACACAUGUGACUGAAGCAAAGAUGGGUAGGGUGGAGAAAGGGGUGCGGCGGUGGGUGGACCUGCCCACCAGAGCUGAUUAUGGUACAGAGCUGGGGCUCAGGCCUCCUGAUUACAGUGGACAAGCCACAGAGGUGCCCAAACAGCAGGUUCACUAUAACCUGAUACCGGAGCUGUCUUCCCUCCGCUAUGCAGUGGAGGAGUGGAGAAAUGCCUGGAAGAUCAAGAUUACCUGGCAGAGUGUCACUGUUGAGGGCUUGAAGAAGGCUCUUACUGACCUGCACUACCAUGUGCGGCUGGCAGCCAUUGCUACCUGUGCAUCGGGUGCAGUUCAUAGACCACAAGAGGAGCUGGCUGCAAGUGAAAUAGCUCUGCAUGGUCGAGGAUGGGAAGUGGAGCCAGUGCCUCCAGAACUGCAGCCCCUUCUCCUCUCUGCUCUCAGUGACCCAGUGAAGAGAGUUCAGAUGGCAGCGGCUGUGUGCCAGUAUGCCAUGGGUACAUCCAAUCCACAUGCACGGGACAUACUGCGAAAUGUUCUACACCAGGAUUCUUCAGGAAUGGGGGCAGACAGCUGGGUUGCCGCACAGUGUCUGGCGAUGGAGGGUGAGGCCAGUCGGUCUGUCGUAGAAAGACUGCUUUCUCAGCACUUUCUCAGCGAGGCUCCAGCAGACCAAGAUCAAGCUGCCACUUUGCUUUCCAGCAUUAGUAGCAAAACUACUCUAGUGCGUUCUCGGCUGGCAGAGGAAUUAAACUGUGGUAACUGGAAAACCAGAGUCCUGGCUUGCAACACCAUCUCACAACUCAAAUGCCAAAUGAACAAGGAUCUCACUAACAAGCUGAUCCACCUGAUGUGGAAUGACUGGAGCGGUGCAGUGCGUCAGGCAGCAGCACAGGCCCUGGGCAGACUGAACCUGGGCAGUGACGUACAUGAUGAGUUGAUAAUAAAACUGGAUGAGGGUCCAACUUCUAGGCGUGUAGAGGCACUGGUUCUUAUUGGUCAGCUGAAGAUAAUGACAGCCAAACUACUUCCUGCUUUCUUGGGCUGUCUGAUUGAUGACUUUGUGGUUGUACGCAAACAAGCCUGUUUGACUGCUGCCUCUCUCAUGCUGAAAGAUGAGAUGAUCAUGGAACAGCUCACUGAUUUAAUGCAGAAUGACACAUCAUGUGAUGUGAAGGUGGUAGCAAUCAGUGCUUUGGGGAAAAUUGGGUGCCUGACACCUGCGCUUGAGGAGCUCUUGCUAUGGGCACUACACCAUGAGGAAGAGCCCAGAGUGCGCAUUGCUGCCUGUGAGGCCCUGAAGACAUUAGGCGUAAAGGGUCCCAAGCUACAGCAUCUCCUGCAGGAGCGCUUUGUCCUGGAACCCAAUCCUCAGGUUCACAGGCACAUUGAAGCAAUGUUAAAAAGAUAUGGCUACAGUCUGGAAGGAGACAAAGGCAUGGUUUGCAGGAUAACAGACCAGGUACAACAACUGUGCUCCAAGAACAUCAUCACAGAGAAAGUUCUGCUACUGGAAGAGCUGACGCAGCUGCAGCAGCAUCAAAGGAGGUUGCUGGGACAAGAGGGCCAGCAAGGAACUUCAGUCUCGCCUGCACUACUACAGGAAAGAUUCACAGCACUAAAACACUUGUCAACAAGGAGUUUGUCAGCAUCAACAGAUGGUCCAGAUAAACAGGUACUUAUUACUGUGUAUAAUGGUGUUAUUUACACAUGCCUCUGAGAGGUGUUUUCCGUGUUGAAUUUAUGGACACAAC